GGUAGUUCUACAUGUAGCUGCAUAACCUACGCUUGAAUUUUAACCCGUCAAUUUGCGUCAGUUUCUCCGACCAUGGUUGUCUUCAUCCAUUAAAUCUUGUUUGAAAAGUGCUGACGGGCGAUGUCAUAAGCCACGUAAUAUUUUCGAAUUCUCGAGGAGGCCGCGAUUCGCGGUGCUGUUCUUAAAGAGCUGUUCAGGAAAAGAAAUUGAUGUCGUUCCUGUCACUUAGAUUUGCAAGAAAGGAUUGCGUAGUAAUAGAGGAGGUGGCGAAAGAUGUUGGUCAGCAGCCAACCGUGCAAUCUAGUCACAUAUAUUGUCAUUCGCUAGCUUGCUCCAAUGUUGACGCAUUGAGGGACAAGCAUUGAACGAGCGUGGAUUUCGAGCUGCCGCGUGGGGAGUGGGGUGAUGAUGCAAAAUAACUCCAAGACCAGAGAGAUGUUUAUCGUCCGAGCUUUGGAAAAGAUAUUGGCUGAUCGAGAUGUCAAAAGAUCACACCUCUCGCAGCUUAGGAAGUCCUGCGAGUCUGCGCUUGAGGAUCUCCGCAAUGAGAUCAAAGACGUACCAGCUGUACAGGGUGAAGAGGUAACCUCAAAUGCCCUUCCACAACCCAAGAGUGACUCAAAUGUUAUUACAGCUGAGAAGUACUUUCUGCCGUUUGAGUUAGCAUGCCAGAGCAAGUCACCACGUAUCGUGGUGACAGCACUGGACUGCUUGCAGAAGUUAAUAGCAUAUGGCCAUCUUACUGGCAAUGUGCCCGACUCGACAGAGCCUAAUAAGCUGCUGAUUGUACGCAUUGUCGAGACAAUUUGUGGCUGCUUUACUGGUCCACAGACUGACGAAGGUGUACAGCUGCAGAUUAUUAAAGCCCUGCUGACUGUGAUGACGAGCCAGCAUGUGGAGGUGCAUGAGGGUACAGUACUGUUGACAAUUCGUACGGUUUACAAUGUUUAUUUGGCAUCACGUAACCUGGUGAAUCAGACAACAGCACGUGCAACCCUUACGCAGAUGAUCAAUGUGAUCUUUGCGCGAAUGGAGACUCAGGCAGAGGAAGAUAAUAUAAGAAUCGAUGGAGAGCAUCAGCAGGAAGUUCCUGUCAUAGUGAAUGGUGAAACUGAAACAGAGUUAAGUUCAGAGAAUGUUCCUGGUAAUGAUUCUGUUGAUCCCCAAAUAAUUGUCAGAGGUAUCCUUGAUGAUGUAGUGAAAUCCGUGGUACCAUUGGAAGAGGAAGUCAAUCUGGAAAAUGGCAGUCCUGAAGACAAUGGUGACGAGGCAGUUGCUGAAAAUGACAACAUGGUAACUGCCAAAUUCACUCAUGUGCUGCAAAAGGAUGCGUUUCUAGUGUUUCGUGCUCUCUGCAAGCUCUCUAUGAAACCACUGCCAGAUGGCACGCCUGAUCCAAAAUCGCAUGAGCUCCGUUCCAAGAUCUUAUCGCUUCAGUUGCUUCUGGGAAUCCUGCAGAAUGCCGGUCCGGUAUUGCGUUCCAACGAAAUGUUCGUUAUCGCCAUUAAGCAGUAUUUGUGCGUUGCACUGUCAAAGAAUGGUGUGUCUUCAGUGCCAGAGGUGUUUGAACUAUCAUUGGCAUUGUUCCUGGCUCUGCUUGCACGUUUCAAGAUGCACCUGAAGAUGCAAAUCGAGGUAUUUUUUAAGGAGAUCUUUAUGAACAUCCUCGAGACUUCUAGCAGCUCCUUUGAGCAUAAAUGGAUGGUCAUACAUGCACUUACGAGGAUCUGUGCAGACGCUCAGAGCGUUGUCGACAUCUAUGUUAAUUACGAUUGUGAUCUUUCGGCAGCGAAUCUCUUUGAAAGGCUUGUCAACGAUCUUUCUAAGAUUGCUCAGGGUCGUCAGGCUUUAGAGCUAGGUGCGUCACCAAAUCAGGAGAAGUCCAUGCGCAUCCGUGGUCUUGAAUGCCUUGUAUCUAUUCUCAAGUGCAUGGUGGAAUGGAGUCGAGAUCUCUAUGUGAAUCCCAGUGUACCGGCAGACCAACAACCUCAGCCCUCGUCGGCCAAUUCCAGUUUAAUCGGUAAUAAGGAGGUACCGGAUUCGCCGGAGCAGUAUGAAGUGCAGAAACAACAGAAAGAAGUAUGGGAGACUGGUAUCGAGAUCUUCAGCCGAAAGCCUGGCAAGGGCGUGCAGUAUUUGCAGGAACAAGGAUUGCUUGGUACUUCGCAGGAGGACGUAGCUAGGUGGCUGCACCUGGACGAGCGGCUCGAUAAAACCGCCAUUGGGGAUUUUUUGGGUGACCAUAAUCAUAAUCAAGUAAUGUACCAUUAUAUUGACCAAAUGAAUUUUGCCGAUCGCGAUCUAGUAACCGCGCUCAGAUAUUUCCUGGAAGGCUUUCGGUUACCUGGCGAGGCACAGAAGAUCGACCGAUUGAUGGAAAAGUUUGCUAGUCGCUAUUGCGAGUGUAAUCCUAAUAAUGGCCUUUUUACAAGUGCGGAUACAGCCUAUAUUCUUGGCUUCUCAAUCAUAAUGCUGACCACCGAUUUGCACUCGCCGCAGGUUAAGAAUAAAAUGACCAAAGAACAAUACAUUAGGCUUAAUCGGCGCAACAGUGACAAUGAGGAUCUUCCUGAGGAAUAUCUGUCUAGGAUCUACGACGAAAUUGCUGGCAACGAGAUUAAGAUGAAGUCAAAUCCUAAUAAUAGCCGGUUUGCCGGAAAACAGCUGAUUUCUAGUGAGAAGAAGCGACGGUUGUUAUGGAACAUGGAAAUGGAAGUAAUUUCUACGGCGGCAAAAAAUUUGAUGGAAUCCGUCAGUCAUGUUCAGGCACCGUUUACUACAGCGAAACAUUUGGAACACGUGCGGCCGAUGUUCAAAAUGGCCUGGACGCCGUUUCUUGCAGCCUUUAGUGUUGGACUUCAAGACUGCGACGAUCCAGAGAUUGCGUCGCUCUGCUUAGAUGGUAUUAGAUGUGCCAUUCGCAUCGCCUGCAUCUUUCACAUGAGCCUCGAACGUGAUGCCUAUGUACAAGCUUUAGCGAGAUUCACUUUGUUGACGGCCAACUCCCCCAUUACCGAAAUGAAAGCGAAGAACAUCGAUACUAUCAAGACUCUUAUCACAGUAGCUCAUACCGACGGCAACUACCUAGGCAGUUCAUGGCUCGAUGUCGUUAAAUGCAUCUCUCAGCUGGAAUUGGCACAGUUGAUAGGCACUGGAGUACGGCCACAAUUGCUGGGUCCACCGUCAAAACCGCACUUUCCCUCGCCAUUAGCAAAUUUCGGCAGUCUCGCGCACUCUGCAAAUUCGCACCAAACCAACAAUCUCAAUCUAAGCUCGUUGGAUCCUAGCGUGAAGGAAUCCAUUGGCGAAACUAGUUCGCAGAGUGUCGUCGUAGCCGUUGAUCGUAUCUUCACUGGCUCGACAAGACUCGAUGGUGAUGCCAUUGUCGAAUUCGUCAAGGCUCUCUGUCAGGUAUCUCUUGAGGAGUUAGCACAUCCCACGCAACCGCGCAUGUUUUCUCUUACGAAGAUUGUUGAAAUCUCAUAUUACAACAUGGGUCGUAUUAGAUUACAGUGGUCUAGAAUCUGGCAAGUCCUCGGUGACCAUUUCGACAGGGUGGGAUGCAGUCCUCGACAGGAUAUCGCGUUUUUCGCGGUGGAUUCUCUGAGACAACUAGCUACCAAGUUUAUCGAAAAGGGCGAGUUUGCCAAUUUUAGAUUCCAAAAAGAUUUUCUUAGACCAUUUGAACACAUCAUGAAGAAGAAUAGGUCGCCUGUGAUUAGAGAUAUGGUUGUGAGAUGCGUAGCGCAGAUUGUUCAUUCGCAAGCACCGAAUAUCAGGUCUGGUUGGAAGAACAUUUUCAGUGUUUUUCACCAUGCAGCCAGCGAUCGUGAUGAAUCUGUGGUCGAGUUGGCCUUUUCCAUGACCGGCAAGAUUAUUAACGAGUUAUAUGCAGAGGACUUCAGUAUUAUGGUGGACUCUUUCCAAGACGCCGUCAAAUGUUUGAGCGAAUUUGCGUGCAACGCUUUUUUUCCGGACACUAGCAUGGAGGCAAUUCGGCUAAUACGUUCCUGUGCUUCUUAUAUUGAUGCAAAUCCCAAUUUAUUUGCCGAGGGUAUGAUGGAUGAAAGCGGGAUGGUCUCCGAGGAAGAUCGAGCUUGGGUGAGAGGAUGGUUCCCGCUGCUGUUUGAAUUAUCUUGCGUUGUGAGCAGAUGUAAGUUGGAUGUCAGGACACGCGCGCUGACAGUAUUAUUUGAUGUCGUCAAAACUCAUGGUGCAUCCUUCAAGCCUCAUUGGUGGAAGGACCUCUUUCAAGUUCUUUUUAGGAUCUUUGAUAAUAUGAAGUUGCCUGAACAGCAUACUGAAAAAGCUGAGUGGAUGACAACAACGUGCAAUCACGCACUGUAUGCCAUUGUGGAUGUGUUUUCACAGUUUUACGAUAUCCUAGGUCCUUUGUUGCUAGAACAGCUCUAUUUUCAACUUCUCUGGUGUGUUCAGCAAGAUAACGAACAGUUGGCACGAUCGGGCACCAACUGCUUGGAAAAUCUGGUCAUUAGUAACGGCAUCAAAUUUGAUGAACAAACUUGGCAGAAAACUUGUCAAUGUGUCUUAGACAUUUUCGAAAGCACUCUACCGUCUGCGUUGCUCACAUGGAAACCACAUUCACCAAACAAGGAAUCGGACCUCGACGUGAUUACCGGCGAAUCCGAUGGUUUUCAUAUUGGCAUUUUGAAGAGGAGCAACAGCGUACAAAGCUUGAAUAUUGAGAUCUUGCCGAAGGCAAAGCUUUUCUCCGCGUUGCAAAUUAAGUGCGUAGUCCAGCUUGAAUUAAUACAAACUAUCGACAACAUUGUUUUUUAUCCGGCGACAUCGCGCAAGGAGGAUCAGGAGAAUUUAGCGCUCGCGCAAGCCGACAUGUUGAACGGCAAAUCGUCAGAGCUUGUAAAGGCUGGCGCUGAUCAGCAGAAGGAGGAGCAAGGUAUGUACUGCGCUCUGACAACCAAUCAUCUCCUGCAGUUGGUAGAAUGCCUCCUACGGUCGCAUCGCUUCGCUAAGAGUUUCAAUUCGAACCACGAGCAACGCAACGUGUUGUGGAAGGCUAGUUUUCGUGGCAACAUGAAACCGAAUCUACUGAAGCAGGAGACGCAAUCGCUUGCUUGCGCACUGCGUAUUCUCUUUAAGAUGUACAGCGAUGAGGCGCAUCGCACAGAUUGGUCCAAGAUUGAGGCGCGACUGGUUGAGGUAGCAUGCGAGGCUCUGGAGUAUUUCCUGGCGCUCGCCAACGAGGCUCACCGCGAUGCCUGGACUCCUAUUUUGCUGCUGUUGCUCACCCGAAUUAUCAAGAUGAACGAUCAUCGCUUCGCGAUUCAUGCCUCCACCUGUUAUCCCUGCCUCUGCGAGGUUAUGUGUUUCGAUCUCAAGCCCGAGCUCAGAUCGAUACUGCGCAGAUUUUUCCUCAGGAUCGGGCCAGUCUUCAGAAUUACACAGCAGUAA
Molecule: messenger RNA, 5433 nt
Organism: Trachymyrmex cornetzi
Lineage: Eukaryota; Metazoa; Arthropoda; Insecta; Hymenoptera; Formicidae
Gene: Sec71
Product: ADP ribosylation factor guanine nucleotide exchange factor Sec71
Biological process (GO): regulation of ARF protein signal transduction
Molecular function (GO): guanyl-nucleotide exchange factor activity
Source: RefSeq, a predicted model, not a curated record